GUGAUAUAUUCAAAGAUAUUGAUAAAUAUUCAUCAUCUCAUGAUAAACUUGGCAUCUAUUAUGAUUCUCCUAAAACAUCAGUUGAAAAACGACGAUUUGCUGUUGGUGCUAUUGUUGAUGAAAUAAACGAUCGAGAAUUAAUAAAACAAAUGCAAAAAAAUAAUUAUAAAAUUUUUAAACUUCCACAACCUAAUCGAUCAAUUUAUACAACAUUCCCAUUUAAGAAUCUUUUAUCGAUUUUUAUUGCAAUUAUGAGAGUUCCUUAUCGAUUGGGAGAUUAUAUUCAAAAAAAUAAACUAGAAGCUCAUCCAUUUUUAGAGAUUUAUAAACGACCAUUAAUUCAUUAUAUUAUACCAUUGAGUAAUUUUAAUGCUUAUAAUGUUCCUGAAAUCAACAAUGAAUGA
Messenger RNA from Rotaria sordida, 404 nucleotides. The record is from the annotation of a GenBank genome assembly. Lineage: Eukaryota; Metazoa; Rotifera; Eurotatoria; Philodinida; Philodinidae.